AUGAUCAAGACCCUCGCGCUAUCAAAAAGAGCUAGCGCCAUUGUCGACCUUAUUUGUUUCAUUUUGGUUCAUAGUAAAAUUUCUUUCAACAAAUUCUUGAAGACUGCGAAUAUUGCGGCUACAGUCAAGCUUGUUGGUUGUCCAGAAGGGUAUGGUCGCUAA
This is a messenger RNA of Sclerotinia sclerotiorum 1980 UF-70, 162 nucleotides long. RefSeq lists its product with no specific name. The transcript has 4 exons. The coding region runs from base 1 to 162 and encodes 53 amino acids. Lineage: Eukaryota; Fungi; Ascomycota; Leotiomycetes; Helotiales; Sclerotiniaceae. The record is from RefSeq and is a predicted model, not a curated record.